AUACUGACUGGAAAUAAAGUGUUGGUAGAAGACAAACAAGUUAAAAUUGUCCGUGCAAGGCUACCAUACAGUUAGGCUACGUCAGGUGUAAACAGCUAGCUACUUGAGCAUCUAACCAAACUGCGAACACAGCAGACACAUACUAACAUGGCUUUUACAUUAUAUUCGCUUAUCCAGGCAGCGAUUUUGUGUGUUAAUGCGGUCUCCGUAUUACACGAAGAAAGAUUUUUAAGUAAAAUUGGUUGGGGUGUGGACCAAAGUGUAGGAGGAUUUGGAGAUGAACCAGGAAUCAAAGUGCAGCUCAUGAACCUUAUCCGCUCUGUCAGGACUGUGAUGAGAGUACCCUUGAUAGCAGUGAAUUCUGUCUGCAUUGUUUUAUUACUACUAUUUGGUUGAAGAGAGAUGACCGAAGUUGGACCCAAGAAAAAUGUUUGCUGAUGGAUGUCUUCUCAACUGUACCACAAGAAACCCACUGCCUCUGUUUCUUUCUCUGUCUCUCCCAUACACAGUGAAAAGUUGAUUUCAAAUGAAUGUUAAUGAUGGACCAUAAACCAGUCAGAAUAAAUAGUCUGAGUAAUGUAGCCUACUGUAAUAAAGUAAUCCAACGGUUCCAGUUUUAUAUUUGCAUUUGGUUUCCUGUGUGGAAACCUAGAGGUGGACACUAUCCGAAUCAUAUGAAACUUGAAGGUUUAUUGAAAUAAAACAUAUAUCUGUCUGUGUGGCGGAUACUGACUGGGCUGCUACAUCAACGUUAUGUUUACGUGUGUCUCAUAGUGAUGACAAUUAAAUUAUGUUUGGCACAGAAACAUUUAAAAUGCAAUAAAACGUUUUAGAAACGACUUGCGUCUUCUCGUACGAAAUGCUCGUCCGAUGUUUGUCCAUGUACUCUCUCCGUAGAGCAAGGUAUAUUUUGAUAAUGGCCGUGUAGAAGUUCAACAAGUUCAUAAAGUAUCGCUAUUAUUAAUAACGCUAUGAGAUUAUCUGCCCUAUAGUUAAAAAUAAAAUCAAUACAUUAGCUACAAAGAGCAACGCGUCGCAUGAACAUGACCUAUUUGUGUCAGAAUUAGCUCAUAAGAAUGGGGCUUCACAGCUACUUUGUUUUGGUACCACUUUCUAUAUCGUGUUAUAUGUUUUAUGUACACAUUUAUCGCGUUCACCAACUACUGAAAUCCAAUGUGGUCUUCGACUGUCAGAGACUCCCGAAUUUAGCGUAUUUGUUCCUCAAGUAUUUUGUUGAAGCUCUUCGGAAAAAAAUGGGUCGCUUACAUGCCCGUGAUGUCAAAGGUGAAGCCAUCACAAUUAUAAACUGCAGACUAGACACCAAGGUCUUGAGGAGAUUCUGCAGUGCAGCGGGAUACGGUUGGGACUACCCAGACAGUGAAUACCGAGACAUCCCAAUAUGCUUCCCAGAGAUCCUCUGUCUGAAGCUGGUGGUCAUGGUCAUAUCUGCAGAAUGGUUCAGGUUGAGUCCAAUGGGUCUGUUCCGGGUGUCCCAGAGCAUAAAGACAUUUCAGCCCAUAGAUGAGUUGAAGAAGGGCCCUUUUGUACUGCAGGCUCAUGUCAUCGAAUACCGGCUGGUCGAUGCAGGGGUGGAGGUGGACAUCACCCUCCGUGUCAUUUCACGUAGCAGCCAGCCUGUAUGGGAGAGUGUUCUGACACUGCUCUCACACAACCAGGGAAAAGACAAAAACAAACAUCCCUCAUUAGAAUUUCAAGCUGAUUGCUUGGAUUCCGACGAUCCAAAAAGGGGGGACAUUUGUGUCCCGUGGACAACGGGACUAAAGUGCAUCUGGACCUUUUCAGACUACUCCCCACAUAGUUUACUAACUAUCCCAGCCCGACUCAUGGGCUACAAACGCCCCACAACUCCCAGUCUGUGGAUGCUGUCAAAAUGUUUGGCGGAAAUAGAAAAGCACAACGGUACUCUUCCUCACGAUGGAAAUGAGCUGAAGCGUUAAGAGCCCCCAUCUCUGUUAAUGUCCAGUUCAAAAAUGCUUUGGUAGCCCUUGGAAAGGUGGUCGUUACGUUUUGGGA
Molecule: messenger RNA, 2034 nt
Organism: Hypomesus transpacificus
Lineage: Eukaryota; Metazoa; Chordata; Actinopteri; Osmeriformes; Osmeridae
Product: immediate early response 3-interacting protein 1
Exons: 7
Coding region: 1077-1958 (293 amino acids)
Biological process (GO): endoplasmic reticulum to Golgi vesicle-mediated transport
Cellular component (GO): Golgi membrane; COPII-coated ER to Golgi transport vesicle; endoplasmic reticulum membrane
Source: RefSeq, a predicted model, not a curated record